Messenger RNA from Naegleria fowleri, 3459 nucleotides. RefSeq lists its product as uncharacterized. Gene Ontology annotation, molecular function: ATP binding; protein kinase activity. Lineage: Eukaryota; Heterolobosea; Eutetramitea; Acrasida; Naegleriidae. The transcript has 7 exons. Gene Ontology annotation, biological process: protein phosphorylation. The record is from RefSeq and is a predicted model, not a curated record. Bases 1 to 3459 code for a protein of 1152 amino acids.
AUGUUGGUAGCAGUGUUAUCAUCAUCUAUUUCAUUGUUUAUUCAACGACACCAGGAUAACAUUUAUUGCCACGCUCGGAAAAAUUUACAAGAUUUUUAUGUCGGAGUUCAGGGAAGCUUACAACAUAUUGACACUGCACAACCAAUAUCUAAAUUAGAAGCAAUGAACAGAAGCAGGCCGUUUGGAAAAAUCAUUUGCCGGCAAAAUAUCACAUACUCCUUUAAUUUAACUUAUUAUGUUGGAAAAUUGCAAACACAAAAUCAAUUUAUGAACAGUCCCAAUGAUGAAGUGUGUGGCCUCUCGAGCCCAUGCUCAUCAAUGAAUGAUGUUUUUGAGCAUUUUUCCUCUCUACUAUUGAAGGAUAUGGAAACCUACAUUUGCUUACAGUACAAUAUGACUAUUAUAGUUAUUAGCGACCUGAUAGACAACAGUUUUGAAUCUACUGCAAAUUGCAGAAACACAGUCCCUGAAAUACACCUAAAUCACAACAAUGUUAAUGUGGACCUGACAGUCACGAGCCUUAAUCGUGAAAAACCAAGCACUGUUACUUGUUUCUAUGAGAAUGAUGGAGAGCGAUUGUAUUUCAUAGAAGACCGCUCAGCAAUAAUACUUCUCUCUUUGUCACACAUUACAAUGCAAAACAUGUAUUUGAACCCGUUCACUAUUCAACACUCAACGACCGUAAACAGCAAUAUUGACAUGGCAAGAACAAUGGACAAUAUUAUUAUUGAAAACUCGAAAUUUUUAGAAAGUAGAAUACAACUAACUAAAAUAUAUAAUGCUGAAUUACGAAAUCUGAAAUUAUCUGGAGGAUUACUAAUUGAACAAUGCUCUCAAAUAUUAAUUCAAAAUCUAACAUGUUUUGAGAGAGAAGGUGCUGACAGAUUUUGUUUUUUACGUGUAUCAACAGUGGAUGAUUUUAUAUUGAAGGAAUCCAAACUACUCUUUGGAAAGAGAGGCAACGCUAAUUUUCAAUCAGUUGUUACCUUGUCCAUCCUGAAUAGCAAUUUUGAGUACGUUUCAACAUCUCCAACCGCUUCUCUGUUUAGUGAAAAUGAAGACACUUCGGAGUAUGUUGUUGAGGCUGAUUUGGUAUUUCAGCUCAACAUUAUGGAAACUACUUUUUCAAAUCGAAAUAAUAGAAAAGGAUGGCUGAAAGUUAUUUCAGGAGGAACGAUCUAUUUUUCAGGCCUAAAAGUCGAAAACAACACAUGUAAGACGCAAGGUGUAUUCUUGCUCUACAUUUGCCAAUCGAUUCGGAUUUCUUACUCAUCAUUUUUGAAUAAUGUUGCAAAUGUAGCAGGUGCAAUUUCUGUGAUCAAUGUAAAAGAUUUUACCAUUUCAGACUCAUCUUUUCACAAUAACACUGCAAUGACAGGCACAGGAGCUGUUGGAAUCUUCGAAGCUGUUAAUUCUCGUAUUAACAAAUGCAAAUUUAGCAAUAACACGUCCAACAAUGGAGAUGGAGGUGCCGUAUCAUUGAUCAAAUCAGUCAUUUAUUUCUCAGCAACUACCUUCAUUGGAAAUAGAGCUACUGUUUCAGGAGGGGCAAUAUAUGCAUACAAUUCUUUGUUGUCAGAAUUGCAAUUUUGCACCUUUGAAGAAAAUAUGGUUUACUUUCAAGCUCCAAAUGGCUCCUGUAUUACAAAACCAACAGAUGCUCAAGGAAGUGGAGGAGCAGUUGCACUACAUGAAAGCACAGCAGACGUGUUUAUUUUCAAUUCAUUUGUUCGUAACAAGGCAGCAAGAGGAGGAGCUGUUUUUGUAUCGGGUGAUAUGAUGUUUUCAUUUACCAAGUUUGAGAAUAAUUUUGCAUCUGUCGCUGGUGGUGCAUGUUUUGUGACCAAUAACGCCGUCAUCAGGAUGAAAAAUGUUUCCAUGAUUGCAAAUACAGCAACAAUAUAUGGACCCGAUAUUUCAACACCUGUUGUGUAUUUCUCUGAAAUUGUGGAGACAAUUCCACCAACAAAAUCAAGAGACAAAAUUGUUGUUUAUCCAGGAGAGAGCUUUACUGUGAAAUUUAUGCAAAUGUAUGAUCGAUAUAGCAAUUAUAUUAAGAGUGUUAAUGAGUGUCCCGUUUUAUCACUCUCUGAUCACAGGUUUCUGUUGGAAUACAACUGGAUACAACUAGAUAGUAAUAUGAUCACAUUGACCAUCACAAUUGACCCAAGUAUCGACAUCGAAUUGAGUAAUAAUGGAAUAGAAAAUAUACUUCAUAUUAGAUUCAGCGAGACCGAUAUUCAUAACUUGACAAUCCUUCUAACCUAUUGCCCAACCGAUUUUGUGAUUAAGAAUGGUAAAUGUGCUCCAGGAUUUCCGUUUAGCCAGGUUAUUCCAGGAAUCAUUGCUGGAUCUUUACAUUUAAAAAGGCUCGAAGUAUUUAUGCAAGACAACGGUCAGAAAAAAGAAAUUGAAGAGAAAUUAUUGACCUAUGAUGUUUCAUAUGGAUCAUUGAACUCUGACAUUCAUAUUUCAAAAACAUCAAACUAUAUUAUUCCAGCAAGCGAGUUAAAAUUUGAAAAGAAAAUAGGAGAGGGCGCCAGUGGAAGUGUUUAUCAGGCUAAAUAUAACAUGAUCGAUGUGGCAGUGAAAUCAAUUAUACGAACAGAGGAGACGGAUGAGAUUUUUGAAAAAGAAGUCAUGCUUUUAGUCCAGUUACGUCAUCCCAAUAUUAUUAGUUUUUAUGGUAUUUGCAUUGGUGAGUCACAAAUGUAUAUUGUUGUUGAGUUAGGAAAGAAUGGUAGUCUAGAGCAAUUAAUCAAUAAUAUGAAAAAAGGAAAAGUCAAAAAAACAUUUAAAGAAAAGCUCAAAAUAUUGAUCGGUGUGACUAAUGGCAUGAAAUACUUACACGGACUAAAUCCUCAAUACCUAAUUCAUAGAGAUUUGAAACCAGCAAACAUCGUACUUGACCAAUCGAAUGUUCCAAAAGUUUGUGACUUUGGCUUGAGCCGUAUUGUCUCGAACUCUCCAACCAACUCCUUAACAGCAAAUAUUGGAACACUAAUUUACAUGUGUCCUGAAUUAAUUUUGGAGGAAGAUUCUGAACCCUUACAUCAACUCACAAGAGAAAAUGCUACAAAAAUUGACGUCUAUUCAUAUGCAAUCAUUAUGUAUGAAUUAUUCUUUGAAGAGACACCAUAUUGGAAUGAGAGCUCUGAGAAAAUUAAUUUUUUCAAUCAUGUGAACAAUGAGCAAAAGAAAGUGAAAGCACUUAACCUUCUUUAUUAUGUUGCCAAUCAUAAUAGACGACCUGUCAUACCAUUCCUCAACCAUGAUGAGAUGAAAAUUUGGUGUGAAAAAUUCAUGACCAAUGAUGAUGCUACGAAUAUCGACCUUUUAAUUGCAGUGGAGAGUUAUAUGAAAUUAAUGAAAUCAUGCUGGGCCUCAAAUCCCAGCGAGAGACCUUCCUUUGAACGAAUUAUUCAAAAGUUAACUGAUAUUUACAAUAUGGAUUUCUAG